CCCGGUCUGGCUCCGCGAGCAGGGCUGGGGGGCUGAGAGCCUGGCCCCCGCCUCGUCGCCGGUCACUGCCUGGAGUAGCCGCGAGCCUGCGGACCAGCGCCGGCUGAGCACCCCCGCGCCGAGCCACACAAUGGCUUAUUCUGAGGAGCAAGGAGGGGUCCCCUGUGGUUUCAUCCGCCAGAAUUCCGGCAACUCCAUUUCCCUGGACUUUGAGCCCAACACGGAGUACCGGUUUGUGGAACAGCUGGAAGAACGUUACAAAUGUGCCUUCUGCCACUCAGUGCUUCACAACCCGCACCAGACGGGGUGCGGGCACCGCUUCUGUCAGCACUGCAUCCUGUCCCUGAGAGAAUUAAAUGCAGUCCCACUCUGCCCUGUAGAUAAGGAGGUUAUCAAAUCUCAGGAGGUGUUUAAAGACAAUUGCUGCAAAAGAGAAGUCCUGAACUUAUAUGUGUAUUGCAAAAAUGCUCCUUCAUGUAAUGCCAAGAUUAUUCUGGGGCGAUACCAGGACCACCUCCAGCAAUGCCCGUUUCAAGCCGUGCAGUGUUCUAAUGAGAACUGUCAGAAGCCAGUCCUUCGGAAAGAUCUGAAAGAACAUUUGAGCGCAUAUUGCCAGUUUCGAGAGGAAAAAUGCCUUUAUUGCAAAAAAGAUGUGAUAGUAAUCAAUCUACAGAAUCAUGAGGAAAACUUGUGUCCUGAGUACCCAGUAUCUUGUCCUAACAAGUGUUUGCAGAUGAUUCCAAGAUCUGAGGUGGAUGAACACCUCGCUGUGUGUCCUGAAGCUGAACAAGACUGUCCUUUUAAGCACUAUGGCUGUACUGUAAAGGAUAAACGGGGGAACCUGCUGGAGCAUGAGCAUUCAGCCUUACGGGACCACAUGCUUCUGGUUUUAGAAAAGAACUUCCAGUUAGAAGAGCAGAUUUCUGAUUUAUAUAAGAGCCUAGAACAGAAAGAAAGUAAAAUCCAGCAGUUAGCAGAAACAGUAAAGAAAUUCGAAAAGGAGUUCAAGCAGUUUGCACAGCUACUCGGCAAAAAUGGAAGCUUCCUCUCAAACAUCCAGGCUCUUGCCAGUCUCAUUGACAAGUCCGCUUGGCUAGAAGCUCAAGUGCGUCAGUUAUUACAAGUGGCCAACCAGCAACAAAAUAAAUUUGAUCUGAGGCCUUUGGUGGAAGCGAUUGAUACAGUGAAGCAGAAAAUUACUCUGCUAGAAACCAAUGAUCAGAGACUAGUUGUUUUGGAAGGGGAGACUAACAAACAUGAUGCCCACAUUAAUAUUCAUAAAGCACAGCUGAAUAAAAACGAAGAGCGAUUUAAACUGCUAGAAGGUGCCUGCUAUAAUGGAAAGCUCAUCUGGAAGGUGACAGACUAUAAGACGAAGAAGAGGGAGGCACUCGAUGGGCACACGGUGUCCAUCUUCAGCCAGCCCUUCUACACCAGCCGGUGCGGCUACCGGCUCUGUGCUAGAGCAUACCUAAACGGGGAUGGGUCCGGGAAGGGGACACACCUGUCACUGUACUUCGUGGUGAUGCGAGGGGAGUUUGACUCACUGUUGCAGUGGCCAUUCAGGCAGAGGGUGACCCUGAUGCUUUUGGACCAGAGUGGCAAAAAGAACCACAUUAUGGAGACCUUCAAGGCUGACCCCAAUAGCAGUAGCUUUAAAAGACCUGAUGGAGAGAUGAACAUUGCGUCUGGCUGCCCCCGCUUCGUGGCUCAUUCCACUUUGGAGAGCGCCAAGAACACCUACAUUAAAGAUGACACCGUGUUCCUGAAAGUGGCCGUGGAUUUAACUGACCUAGAGGAUCUCUAGUCCCUGUUUCUGGGGGUGAUGAAGGACUUGUUGGGUCCAGAACCAUGGAGGAGGACACCUGUGAUUAUCAUACGGACUGACAUUGAACUUAGUACACAUUUGUAUUUGGCUUCUUGCCACUUGGUGUUUGAAGGCAGUUUGAAACUUCUCAAGUGCUAUCUUCUUUUUACAUUUUACUCUAUCCCAGUUUGAAACUUAAAACCUUAGAAUAUUCUCUCAUUAUUUAUAUUUUUAUAUUUCUUGAAAGAUGUUAAGUUUCUUGAAAGCGAGGUCUGGGGCAUAUCUGUUUUACUGGUGCUUAGCAUAGCGUCUCAUGGUAGGCACUAUGUGAAAUGUUACUGAGGACACAGAGGAAGAAUUGAAAAUGCUUUGGUAUUUUAUUAUUUGGCCUGCUGAUUCUAGACCUGACCAUAAGCCUGCAAAAGCCAUCUUCCAGGGUAGACUACUCCAGUUAAGUAGUUGGGUGAUGUACUUUCAAAGACCACAAGCCCAGUUUGGACCAGACUUUAUUUGGUCAAAUACAAAAUUUGUGGAAAUUACUACACCUCUAAAUAUUUUCAUUAAAAAUUACCAGUAGUCACCAAGUACAGUUUUGCAAGGCUGUGUUAGAACUGGUGAAUAGAGGAAGCAUUUUCAUUCUUCCUGUUGAAGUAAACAGAAAGUCCUGCACUGUGUGUGUGUGUGUGUGUGUGUGUGUGUGUGUGUGUGCAGAGAGAGAGAGAGGGAGAGAUAGUUUAUACAUAUAUAUGGAGAUAUAGUCCUCCAACGAAAGCUCAUAUUUUAUUAGGUACAACCAUGUGAAAAAAAGCUGUUUUCAUAGGUCAGAAAAGGUCAAGUAUUAACAGUUUCAUAAGGUUCAAUUUAGUAGAUAUGUAUGUACAUGUAUAUGUAUGUAUACACCUAGUUUAAAAGUAUGUUGGUAAUAAUAGUAAGUUACUGUGAGGAUGGGUAGCAUUUAGUACAUGAUGGAGAAAAAUGUCAUAAAUGGAUAAGAGGAAUUUAAACCUAGGGAGAACACCAUUAUUAUUCCUAUGGUGUCAGAAGUAUUCUCAUCCCAAACUGAUUACUAAAAGCAGUAUCUCCUAUUCUUUUUGAAAGAACUUCUGAAUUCAUAAACUGAUAUGAAAAUGGGCAUUUAUAUAAACCUGUGACUUUUCUUGUUGAAGUUGUGAGUACUUUGUGAGGAACAGAAAUGAUUCUAUUCUUAAGCAUCUGUCUGUGUGGGUCUAUCUACGAGGGUGUGUGUACCAGUCAAGUGAAUCCCAGUUUUCCUGAGCCCUCCUUUGUUGUUAUGCAACUCAGUGUUUCCUGACAUUCAAGCCAACUCCCUUGAGUGUGUGGGGAUAAAGUGCCCUGGGCUGAGGGCCACUUAAUGCAGCUUACCCGAGUGAGGACCUUAUAGCUUUUGAGCAGUCGAUCUGAUAAAAUAAACAUGAUUUUUAUACCA
Messenger RNA from Lynx canadensis (Canada lynx), 3254 nucleotides. It is a transcript of the gene TRAF5, whose product is annotated as TNF receptor associated factor 5. The transcript has 11 exons. Gene Ontology annotation, cellular component: plasma membrane signaling receptor complex. The record is from RefSeq and is a predicted model, not a curated record. Gene Ontology annotation, molecular function: thioesterase binding; tumor necrosis factor receptor binding; zinc ion binding. The coding region runs from base 131 to 1807 and encodes 558 amino acids. Gene Ontology annotation, biological process: positive regulation of JNK cascade; protein K63-linked ubiquitination; tumor necrosis factor-mediated signaling pathway. NCBI's taxonomy places the organism in Eukaryota, Metazoa, Chordata, Mammalia, Carnivora, Felidae.